CUCCACAGUCAUGGAUGGUGAUUGGCUUUUUGUGCAUGCACAGCCAGCCACAGCCACGCUGCGUUCGUGGGCGCAGUGUAGACAUUCACGAAGCUGACCUCCGCUCCUCAUUCUCUCUCUUCUCUCUCCAGGAAUCACGCCUUGAUCGGAUUGUGUGUCCUACCCUCAUGCCAUUCGCAAUUCGCGCGUAACCGAACGAACAUGGAGAAGCCAUCUCCAACCACGUCGACGAACAGACUUAGCACCUGGGUGUCGAAGCUGAAAUCUGCGAACACCAUUGUCAAAACGCAUGACAGGCUCCGUUGGGCUGCAAUUAACGGCAACCGGGAGGAAAUAUCUAAACUCCUGAAAGAACAUUCACGCUUCUCCACUCUCACCGGGGGACAGAGCGCCUUGGACGUCAACGCCCAAGACAAACUUGGGAGAUCCGCGCUGCAUUGGGCUGCAGCUCGGGGAAAGGCAGAGUGUGCAAGUGAACUCACGCUUCAUGAGAAGGCGAAUCGACUACUCAAAGACAAAGAUGGCAGAACUCCGCUUCACGAGGCUGUAAUCAGAGGCCACGAGGCCAUUGUCAACAUACUCCUGGAAAAUCAGAUCCCUCAUGCUGUCGACAGAGGAGACAAUCACGGUCGAACGGCACUUCACUGGGCAGCUGAGAAUGGGAAUGAGGAGAUGGUGCAGUUCCUUAUCGACAGGGAUGCCGAUAUCUUGAAGGAAGAUAAGUGCAAAGAUACAGCACUGCAUAUGGCGGCUCGAAACGGUCAUCAGACUAUAGUACAGACGCUUGUGAAGAAGAAUGCCCCCGUUGAAGCCGCCACAGUGCGCUUGGCAGCUGAGAAUAACCACCAAGAGGUAGCGAAGUUUCUCAUCCAGAAUAAAGACCCCGAGGAAGAGGAUGGGGUAAUUGCAGUGGAAUUAGCACAGAAAUGGCCUGGUGUUGGAGAGAUACUACUCUUGCGGGCUGCUGGGGAGGGGCACGAGGCUGUGGUCAAGCUGCUGCUUGAGGGGGGAGCUAGCGUCGAUGCAAAAGAUCGGGAUGGCCAGACGCCGCUGUGGCGGGCUGCUUGGGGGGGGCACGAGGCUGUGGUCAAGCUGCUGCUUGAGGGGGGAGCUAGCGUCGAUGCAAAAGAUCAGGAUGGCCAGACGCCGCUGUGGCGGGCUGCUGGGGAGGGGCACGAGGCUGUGGUCAAGCUGCUGCUUGAGGGGGGAGCUAGCGUUGAUGCAAAAGAUCAGGAUGGCCAGACGCCGCUGUGGUGGGCUGCUAGGGAGGGGCACGAGGCUGUGGCCAAGCUGCUACAAGAUGCUUCUAAAAUGGGCGAUAAAGUAAACUAGCAAUUACUAUUUUAUUUCUAUUCAGAUUUGUCUUCAACAGAAGGGCCUGGGAGACGGGGUAAAUAUAUACUUCUCAUGAUUACAUUCUAGCAGUUUCUAG
Phialemonium atrogriseum is the source of this 1432-nucleotide messenger RNA. Its product is annotated as ankyrin repeat-containing domain protein. Gene Ontology annotation, molecular function: protein binding. The record is from RefSeq and is a predicted model, not a curated record. The coding region runs from base 202 to 1332 and encodes 376 amino acids. Gene Ontology annotation, biological process: protein localization to ciliary inversin compartment. NCBI's taxonomy places the organism in Eukaryota, Fungi, Ascomycota, Sordariomycetes, Cephalothecales, Cephalothecaceae. Gene Ontology annotation, cellular component: ciliary inversin compartment. The transcript has 3 exons.